Molecule: messenger RNA, 1125 nt
Organism: Drosophila willistoni
Lineage: Eukaryota; Metazoa; Arthropoda; Insecta; Diptera; Drosophilidae
Gene: RPA2
Product: replication protein A 32 kDa subunit
Exons: 4
Coding region: 139-858 (239 amino acids)
Biological process (GO): DNA replication; double-strand break repair via homologous recombination; nucleotide-excision repair
Cellular component (GO): site of double-strand break; DNA replication factor A complex; chromosome, telomeric region
Molecular function (GO): DNA binding
Source: RefSeq, a predicted model, not a curated record
ACGCAAUGGCACACAACAGCUGCUCAUUUAGUUAAAGAAGGUGGCAACUCUCGUAAUUUAAACAAGUUGGCAUCACUUUUUGGCGGGAGUCGAGGCUUGUGAAAUUGUCUGCAAUUAAAUUAAUAUAAACUCAAGAAAAUGAACGAUUCCUUUGGAGAUUUCAAUGCCACCCAGACAGCUGGCGCUGCAUCGGAGCAGAAGGGAGAGGGAAUCCUCCCCAUGCUAAUAAAGCAGAUUCUCCUUCUGCCCGAGGGCAAUAUCGAGCUAUUUGGCAUGCACUAUGCCAUGACCACAGUGGUUGCAAUUGUGCGCAAUAUUGAGACAUCCUCGACCAAGAUAACCUACACGCUGGAGGAUCACACUGGACGUCUUGAUGCCCAUUAUUGGCUGGAGGAAGGUGAUGCUCAUAAAGCUCCCGAUGUCAUGCUGAAUAACUAUGUUCGCGUCUAUGGCACAACACGAUCCCAGGGGGGCCAAAAGACACUAAUGGUGUUCAAAGCAUUGCCCGUGCUAGAUCCCAAUGAGGUUACCACACAUCUUCUUGAGGUGCUAAAUGCCCGCUACAAGGCAGAGGCCUAUCAAGAGAAGGGUGGUUCGUCAGGUCAUCAGAAUUCCACAAUGCCCGAUUUCAGUGCCAGCCAAAGUAAUGCCCUGGUCAACGGUUUGGAUGCCAAGCAACAGGCCGUAUUCCAGGCCAUUAAGAGUAACGUCUCCGAGGAGGGCAUUGGUCGUAAGGAGUUAAAGGGCAAAUUCUCUCACAUCAGCGAUUCGGAAUUGAACAACAUUCUGGAAUUCAUGAUCUCGGAAGGCCAUAUUUAUUCAAGCAUAGAUGCUGAUCACUUCAUCUGUACCAUGUAAAUCUCUUAAAUAAGUUUAUUAAUUUAUUGUUUAAGCGCAUUCAAUAUCAAUGAGCCAAUUAUGCAGCAAGAACUUCAUUUCCUACAAUUGUCCAGUAGUUGGUUCAUUUAAUAAUCCAUACAAAAGGAGCCACAAAAUAAUUCCAUUACAAGGUUUAAUUAAAAUCGUUAUUGUCUGAUAAUCAGUCCCAAUAAUUUGAUAUGAACUAAUUGUUAAGAUAAUAAAACAACUAUGUGUGAGCCAGGAACUCCAUUAUAAGCAAAGGAA